CAUACAAAAGGAAGUAUUUAUUGACAUUUUUACAGAUCUGAUUAAUUCAAACCUUGGAACAAAUUACCUUCCUGAUGCAUGGAUGAACCUAACGCUUACAGAUUUACAUAAUCUGACAACUGCAUUCAGUAUGAACACAGAACUGAUUGACUGGCGCAGGUUCAUGUUAUCAGCAGCACAGCCUUGGCCAGUGCCAUCUGUGACACAACUUCUCAAAACUCUCCAUAACUUCAUGUCAGUUGAUGUAGCUGGAUCAGGCUUUGUUACACUGGAAUACUAUAAGCAGGUUGGCUUAUGGUUUAAUGGAAGUGAAGAUCUAAGCAUAACAAAAGAUUGCACAGAACAUUUACCUUUUGAUAGGUUAGGAAAUCUCUUAGAAUUUUUCUUCAGUUUAUUUGCUGAUAGUGGAAGAGUUCCUGCACUGCUCAACUAUUCUGAGAUGUUACUUUAUUUUGCUUCCCACUCUGAUCCUUCUGAAGGUGUUUACAGAGCACUUAGUGUAGCUACUAGAACAUAUAUUCACAGAAAAGAAGCGUCUCUUGUAUGUGAGACUUUUCCUUAUACUAACACAGAAGAAGAUGAAAAUGAACUCUUGAAUUAUAGAGGUGAAGGAGUAGUUUCACUGGCAACUCUGCUCAAAGUGUUUCGUGAUGGAGGAAGUAGGGAUGAAGAUAAUCAUAGAUUUAGUAGCCUGGAGACAGAAGGCAGUUAUGAUAAGCAUUUCAUAAAAAUAUACAAAGAAUUGGGCAAUGAAGAUCUGACACCUCUUCCAGUUGAACUCCUUUUGAAACACCCUUUCAUUCAAGAGUUGAUUAAGAAGUACCAAGGGUACAAACUUCAUGAUAUUAAAUUCUUCCUUCAAAGAGCUGAACAAGCACAGUCAACUGAUGAGAAAACCACAUGUAAAGACAGUGAUGUAUGAAAACCUGUGGUUCAUAAAAGAAUUUUUUUUUAAUUUAUGCAAGAAAUGAGUGCUAGAUCUCUACUCCUCCCCCCCACAGGAAAGAUUUAUUCAUUUAUUGCCACAAGAGUCAAAUCCUGAAGCACUUACACAUUUAGAUAUUCAAAAGUUAUUACUUCAAAUUAAAAAAAAAAGAAACAACAAACAACAACAAUAAAAACAUCAUUAUUUAUGAGUUUGUAUUAAACAACCUGAUAUAAGUAAGUUCUAAAUAAAAUAAAACUUGUUUCUGAAUUUAAGCAGAGAUGGUUCUGUUACUAAAAAAUGGUAGAAGAAUAAAAUACAUCAUAUUCUUGUAAGUGAGCU
This is a messenger RNA of Meleagris gallopavo (turkey), 1267 nucleotides long. Lineage: Eukaryota; Metazoa; Chordata; Aves; Galliformes; Phasianidae. The record is from RefSeq and is a predicted model, not a curated record.